This is a messenger RNA of Syngnathus acus (greater pipefish), 2473 nucleotides long. RefSeq names its product bone morphogenetic protein 5 (gene bmp5). The record is from RefSeq and is a predicted model, not a curated record. Lineage: Eukaryota; Metazoa; Chordata; Actinopteri; Syngnathiformes; Syngnathidae. Gene Ontology annotation, molecular function: cytokine activity; growth factor activity. The transcript is spliced from 7 exons. Gene Ontology annotation, biological process: SMAD protein signal transduction. The coding region runs from base 363 to 1721 and encodes 452 amino acids. Gene Ontology annotation, cellular component: extracellular region.
GUUGACUCUUCCACUACAAUUUAAUCCCCGGAACACUCCUGUCGACCUUUUUGGGCGUAGCUAUAUGUGUUUUUUUUCCCACCAAAGAGGCGUUGGGUGAGGGACGAUGUCACAAGUCCAUAAAUAGCGAGGCUUUGGAUGGACCGUGAAUGAAUACAAGGUUGAGCAGGAGAAGGAAAAGGCGAAGGAGUGCUACUUUGGAUGCAAGCUGAUACCUCAUUUGUCUCCUCUCAGUUCUCCCCAGUUACCAGCCUGGACGCCGUGCUUCUUCCUCCAUGCGUCCUUGAUUCCACUCUGGAUAUCUGCUCAAGGUCUUCCACACAUUGCAAUGUAGUUGAACUUGUGAGCCUAAAGUGAGCAACAUGUCCCCUUGGAGCCGUGCAGUGCUUGGACUUACUUGGAGCUGCUUGACUUUUCUGUCCUGUGCUCAUUGCGCCUUCAGUGACAACCAUGUGCACUCAAGUUUUAUCUACAGGAAGUUGCGCAAUCACGAACGACGGGAGAUCCAAAGGGAGAUCCUUUCCAUCCUGGGCUUGCCUCACCGCCCGAGACCCUUCUCUCCAGGGAAACAGGCGUCCUCCGCUCCGCUCUUCAUGCUGGACCUUUAUAACGCCAUGGCAGUGGAGGAAGAGGGGGUGCCGCAAGGUGCAGGGAAGAGCCACAUUGCCAAGGCCCAAGGACACUCAAGGAGGGGUUACUACAGUCCCCAGCAUGUGGGCUACUCCCGCGUGGCCCAGUCCUACCGAGCGGCCCCUCUGCUGGGUCAGAGCCCGGCUCUCACCACGGCGCAUGACAACCACUUUCUCAAUGACGCAGAUAUGGUGAUGAGUUUUGUCAAUAUAGUGGAGAAAGAUAAAGAUUUCUCUCACCAACGAAGGCACUACAAGGAGUUCCGUUUUGAUCUGACUCAGAUCCCGGAUGGCGAGGCGGUCACUGCUGCAGAAUUUCGCAUCUAUAAGGACCGCAGCCAAGGCCGCUUUGACAAUCUCACGCUGAAGGUUACUAUUCAUCAAGUCAUUAAGGAGUUCCCAAACAAAGAUGCAGAGACCUUCUUGCUGGACUCCAAAAGGGUUCAAGCGUCUGAUGGUGGUUGGCUAGUGUUUGACAUAACGGCCACCAGUAACCACUGGGUGAUGAACCCACAGCAGAAUCUGGGCCUCCAACUGUGUGUGGAGACUUUAGAUGGUCGCAGUAUCAACAUGAAGUCUGCAGGGAUUGUGGGGCGCAAUGGGCCUCAGUCGCAGCAGCCAUUCCUGGUUGCUUUCUUCAAGGCCAGUGGGGUGUUGCUUCGCUCCGUCAGAGCCACCGGUGGGAAAAAGAAGAACCACAACCGCAAUAAAUCAACUCAUAAUCAGGAAUCAUCAAAGGCACAAAAAACUGGAGAUUAUAACACAAGUGAACUAAAGCAAGCCUGCAAGAAGCACGAGCUUUACGUCAGCUUCCGUGAUUUGGGUUGGCAGGACUGGAUCAUAGCGCCUGAAGGCUAUGCCGCCUUUUACUGUGACGGCGAAUGCUCAUUCCCACUCAACGCGCACAUGAACGCAACCAACCAUGCGAUUGUCCAAACUCUGGUCCAUUUAAUGUUUCCUGACAAUGUGCCAAAGCCAUGCUGCGCCCCGACCAAACUCAAUGCUAUUUCCGUGCUUUAUUUUGACGACAGCUCAAACGUCAUUCUCAAAAAGUAUAGAAAUAUGGUGGUAAGGUCUUGCGGUUGCCAUUAGAGCCUGCGGUUCAUUUAAUUUAUGCUAUCUGGAAUACCAAUAGGCUGGAAAACACAUCAUUUCUGGGUCUGAUGUGAUGUACAGUGUUAUGUAUAUAGAGUUUUAUUACCUAAUUUAUUCUCUGUUCAAAAAUAGCACUGAAUAUUGUGAUAUUUAUAUGAUUAGUUAUAAUGAUGUUGAUUUCAUUCUUAUCCCAAAUAAUGAUGUCCGUCGGCAUAUACACCUUUUAAAAUCUGUUACUUCUCAGAGAGCACUUCACUGGAGACAUCAAAUUAGACUUUUUUUUUUCUUUUAGGGACAAUUCACUCUGCAAAACAAAAUGCUGGACUCCGUAAAUAACUUCUAUUUAUUUUGUUUCAAAUUGUGAACUGUGGAUGUUGACGAAAAGUAGCCCAAAAAACACGGGUAAAAUUUCGAUCACAAACGGCUGCGGGAAAUGUUGGGGAACAAAAUGUGAGUUUUCUAAUACAAACUGCAGAGGUUUUUUUUUUUUUUCUCAGAAACUGUCAUCAUCUUUCAACUCCAAUGACAUUGUUCACCUUUUUCAUUCCAGCUCUUUUUUUUAUUUUUUUUGAGCCCAUGUGGAAUUGUGAUUUUCAUUUUUCAUUCAACUUCACCAAACGUGUUAUUCCUUUGUGACCUUUGCUACAAACCUCUUGCUCUCCUCUUCUUUCAAUGUGAUGUUUGGACAAUGUUUACCUAAAUGUAGAGUGUUGUGUAUUUUAAAUAAAUGUACCACUUGUAAAUAAUAU